CCAUGACGUACAAUGCCAUUAGUCGAGACGCAUUGUGGGGACGUGAUAUUUUCGUUUAAUAAGUUAACUCAAAACGGUGUUUCUCAUUGGUAAACAGGAGAUCGUCUUUUUUCUGGUACAAUAUCAAAUUAUUAUUAUUAGAAAAUGUUGUAUAAAAAUGAUUGUCACACUGGGAGCUUUGCAUAUUCUUGCUAUUGCGAAGGGACACAAGAUGCUGAUCGUUUGGAACGGAUUGUUUCUUGGAGCUUUAAGCAUUCUGGAGUCAGGCGUGGCUGGGAUUAUACCUGACGAUGUUGGAGUUAGGGAACAUAUUAGACCGGCACAAAUCACGCAUCUACAUAACAUUUUUAGACGGGACGUAGGAUCAUUGCUCAAUCUGGGGACAGAAGUGGCCAAUAUGAGAAAAAUGGGCUGGAGCCGGGGGUUGCAAGAAAUGGCAAACAUUUGGACGUCCGACUGUGAUAAUAUGGAUAGACAUUAUGUAUAUGUAUCUAACAACGAAGACUUACAUAAACCAAAAUAUGGUGUUUCUCAAGAUGUAUCUAUUAAUAAAGAUGACGCUAGUAUUCUUCGUGGUUGGUUCCAACAGUCUCGAUUUUUCAAUAGGAAUCUAACGAAGUACGGGGAAUGCUACCUGGACAGUCCUUGUCCCGCUUUUAAGCAGAUGGUGUACUGGGAAAGCAACAGCGUUGGUUGUGCACGUAAUGUUUGUCGAAGAGAUGGAACCAUGGUCAACUUCUUUGCCUGCUUUUACACCCAUGGGGUGCCGAUACAACCCAUUGAGCUGUUCAAAGAAGGAAGGACUUGCUCAAGUUGUGAUGACGUCACUCCAUUUUGCAGUACACAGCUAUGCGUGGCUGCUGAAGAGCCGAAUGUAAAAACUUGUGAGAAAACGUGCAACUCCUCAGUUGGACGGGGGAUCCUGAAUCCAACAACAUGUGCGUGUACGUGCAGAUCGGGAAUGGGAUCAAACUGCGACAAGCCCUGUAAGAACAAGGAGGCAUACGAAGGUUCAGACAUAUGCGAUGAUAUAGAUGUUGCUUACUGCACGAUGGAAGAGACUAGAAAACUAUACAAACACAUUUGUCCCGCGUCGUGUGGAUUCUGCG
This is a messenger RNA of Owenia fusiformis, 1109 nucleotides long. The record is from the annotation of a GenBank genome assembly. Lineage: Eukaryota; Metazoa; Annelida; Polychaeta; Sabellida; Oweniidae.